Molecule: messenger RNA, 1076 nt
Organism: Hyla sarda
Lineage: Eukaryota; Metazoa; Chordata; Amphibia; Anura; Hylidae
Product: zeta-crystallin-like
Exons: 7
Coding region: 219-872 (217 amino acids)
Cellular component (GO): cytosol
Molecular function (GO): mRNA 3'-UTR binding; NADPH binding; quinone reductase (NADPH) activity
Source: RefSeq, a predicted model, not a curated record
AAGCCGGACAUACACUUGUUGCUCAGAGUGUGAUGGGCCCUCCUGUAAAUGGCGCCCCCCUCUCUUUAUAACGCGCUCCCGGUAAUGACAGCACACAGCAGUGAGGAGGCGGCGUAUCCCCAUAGGAGCCACGGCUGUAAGGAGAGAAAGGAGAUCGCGUGUUCACCAGAUCUACGAUCACCGGAGGAUAUGCGGAAUACACAGUCGCCUGCGAGGAUAUGGUUUACCAUCUCCCCGACCAUCUGAACUUUAAGCAAGGAGCUGCUCUGGCUAUCCCAUACUUCACUGCCUACAGGGCACUGUUUCAGAAAGCACACGCCAAACCAGGAGAGCUGAUCCUCAUCCAUGGCGCCAGCGGGGGAGUAGGAAUCGCAGCUUGUCAGCUCGCCAGGGCCUAUGGAUUCAAGGUGUUUGGCACUGCUGGCACCCCCAAAGGAUUAAAUGUGGUUAUGCAAAAUGGAGCCCACAAAGUGUUCAACCACAGGGAGAAGGAUUACAUCGAGAAGAUCCAGGAGGCCGCAGGAGGAGAAGGGGUCGAUGUUAUCCUGGAGAUGUUGGCCAAUUGUAACCUCUGCAAUGACCUGAAACUCCUAUCCUAUGGAGGUCGUGUGGUUGUUCUUGGCAGCCAAGGUUCAGUUGACAUCAACCCCACUGACAUCAUUGCCAAGGAGACCAGCAUCAUCGGACAUUCACUCUACAGCUCCACCAAGGAGGAGUGGAAGGAGGCCAGAGCUGCUAUCUUUGGAGGAAUGGAGAGCGGAUGGCUAAAACCACUCAUCGGACCUGAGUAUCCAUUGGAGAAGGCAUCUCAGGCCCAUGAAGACCUGACCCAGGACAGCGGCGCCACCGGCAAGAUGGUCCUUGUGCUCUGAGCUAUGAUCGGUUCUCUCAUUGGCCGUGAUUAUAAAUCCCAGAUCUGCAAAUCCUGAUCGCUGAUAAUUCUUGGGCGGGAUCAGUCACUGCAUUAUAUAUCCGCUCUCGAUGUUUGAUUUCGCUAUAUUCUCAUGAGAACGUGUUAUAGAAUUUAAAAAAAAGGAAAAAAAAACUUUAAAAAAUAAAUGUCAGUUCUAACAUAA